Messenger RNA from Lathyrus oleraceus (garden pea), 1608 nucleotides. Its product is annotated as probable serine/threonine-protein kinase PBL2. Bases 255 to 1379 code for a protein of 374 amino acids. NCBI's taxonomy places the organism in Eukaryota, Viridiplantae, Streptophyta, Magnoliopsida, Fabales, Fabaceae. Gene Ontology annotation, molecular function: protein kinase activity; ATP binding. The record is from RefSeq and is a predicted model, not a curated record. The transcript has 6 exons. Gene Ontology annotation, biological process: protein phosphorylation.
ACCUUUAUGAUGUUGAUUUGAAUUUCCAUAUGAAAACUUGUAUGUUUGGGUCAAUAGAAGGCAUUGUUGAAUAUUGAAAACAAGGAAAGAGAGUUGAACCACCGCUUGCAACUAGACAUUGUUUAUUUCAAUUUUCAUGUAACGCCAAAUAUCACGACCUUGAAAGUCAUCCUUUUAUUGUAAAUAAAAACAUAAUUUAAUCUCUUUUUGAGCUUCAUUCCAACCAACACUCUUGUUCUUCAUCAUUCAUCAUCAUGGGAAGUUCCUGUACAAAACCAGUUGCUCAUGUUUCUUCGUCAAAUAUUUCUGGAAGUAAGAAAUCUCAAAGCAGGACAAAUUCUUCUCAACAAAAAGCUUCUUUGCAAACGAGUCAUGAAAGUGUUGAUCCAUCAAUCUCCGGUAAACUGAAGUCAUUCAGCUUGAUCGAUCUGAAGGAGGCUACUAAGAAUUUCCGGCGAGAGAAUUUAAUCGGAGAGGGAGGGUUUGGGCGUAUCUUCAAGGGAUGGAUUGAUGAAAACACGUAUAGUCCAACAAAACCAGGGAGUGGAAUUGUGGUGGCCGUUAAGAAUCUCAAGCCAGAAAGCUUUCAAGGUCACAAGGAAUGGCUGGCAGAAGUUAAUUAUCUAGGGCAGCUUCACCAUGAAAAUCUUGUGAAACUCGUUGGUUAUUGUUUGCAAGGAAAAAACAGGCUUCUAGUUUAUGAGUUUAUGCAAAAAGGAAGUUUGGAAAAUCAUUUAUUCAGAAAAAAUGUUCAACCUAUUGCGUGGGCAACACGUGUCAACAUUUCUGUUGGUGUUGCAAAAGGAUUAGCAUUCUUACAUUCCUUGAAUGCAAAUGUUAUAUUUCGUGAUUUAAAGGCGUCUAAUAUCCUACUUGAUUCGGAUUUCAAUGCAAAGCUUUCGGAUUUCGGGCUGGCAAGAGAUGGUCCUACAGGAGAUAAUACUCAUGUUUCAACUAGAGUUAUUGGAACUCAAGGUUAUGCUGCUCCAGAGUAUGUUGCUACAGGUCAUUUGACACCAAGGAGUGAUGUAUACAGCUUUGGCGUUGUUUUGUUAGAGUUACUAACAGGAAAGCGUGCUGUAGAAGACGCAAGACCUGGACUUUCUGAAGAAACUCUGGUGGAUUGGGCAAUGCCUUUCUUGAGUGAUAGCAGAAGAGUUUUGAGAAUCAUGGACACAAGAUUAGGUGGUCAGUACUCAAAGAAAGGAGCACAAGCUGCUGCUGCACUUGCAUUACAAUGCUUAAACUCAGAUCCUAAAAUUAGACCACCUAUGGUAGAUGUUGUUGCAACAUUGGAAGGACUUCAAUCAUCAAAUACAUUCCAAAGGACACCAAAAUAUGCAAAUGCAACCAAACACUCUUGUCAUUCCCUAACCUAAAAUGGAAGCGGUGUUGGCGAGUUAGGGUCAUAUCUAGUGUCCGUGUCCUUGCUUGAGAGAAUGAUUAACAUUUGUGCCCUUGCUUGUAAGUAUUAUUACAUUGUGGAAGCAUAGCAGAUAGGUUAUUUUGGGCUUCUAGCAUUGUUUGAUUCUUUGUGCUUUUAAUAUAUGCACUAUUGUUAUAUAUACGAAUUUUGAAAAAGUAUAUAAGUUGUGAGAGUUUGAUUUC